Merops nubicus (carmine bee-eater) is the source of this 1204-nucleotide messenger RNA. RefSeq names its product serpin peptidase inhibitor, clade I (neuroserpin), member 1 (gene SERPINI1). Gene Ontology annotation, molecular function: serine-type endopeptidase inhibitor activity. The record is from RefSeq and is a predicted model, not a curated record. The transcript is spliced from 7 exons. NCBI's taxonomy places the organism in Eukaryota, Metazoa, Chordata, Aves, Coraciiformes, Meropidae. The annotation marks the transcript as partial. Gene Ontology annotation, biological process: negative regulation of endopeptidase activity.
GUGAAGAGUUUACCUUCUUGAAGGACCUUUCUGAUAUGGCAACUACUGAAGAAAGUCAUUAUGUUCUCAAUAUUGCUAAUUCUCUCUAUGUGCAGAAUGGAUAUCAUAUCAGUGACAAAUUUCUGCAGUUGGUGAAAAAAUACUUUAAAGCUGAAGUAGAGAAUAUAGAUUUCAGCCAAAGUGCAGCUGUAGCUACCCACAUCAAUAAGUGGGUGGAGAAUCAUACAAAUAAUAUGAUCAAAGAUUUUGUGUCUUCGAGAGAUUUUGGUGCUCUAACUCAUUUGGCUCUCAUCAACGCCAUCUACUUUAAAGGCAGUUGGAAAUCACAGUUCAGACCUGAAAAUACAAGAACUUUUUCUUUUACUAAAGAUGAUGAAAGCGAAGUGCAGAUUCCAAUGAUGUACCAGCAGGGAGAAUUUUAUUAUGGAGAGUUCAGUGACGGCUCCAAUGAAGCAGGCGGUAUAUAUCAAGUUCUGGAAAUACCCUAUGAGGGAGAUGAGAUUAGUAUGAUGAUCGUUCUUUCCAGGCAGGAAGUUCCUCUGGUCACAUUGGAACCACUGGUCAAAGCCUCACUGAUUAACGAAUGGGCUAAUUCUGUAAAGAAGCAAAAAGUGGAAGUGUAUCUACCAAGGUUCACAGUAGAACAGGAAAUUGAUCUGAAAGAUGUCUGGAGAGGUCUCGGAAUUACAGAGCUGUUUAGCAGUAGUGCUGACCUCACUGGGAUGUCUGAUAACAAGGAACUUUACCUUGCAAAGGCAUUUCACAAGGCAUUUCUAGAAGUUAAUGAGGAAGGAUCAGAAGCUGCUGCUGCCUCAGGAAUGAUUGCCAUUAGCAGAAUGGCAGUGCUGUAUCCCCAGGUUAUAGUUGACCAUCCCUUUUUCUUUUUGGUCAGGAACAGAAGAACAGGUACUGUAUUAUUCAUGGGGAGGGUAAUGCACCCUGAAGCAAUGAAUACAAGUGGCCAUGAUUUUGAAGAGCUUUAACUGCCACCAGCUACCAAAAAGAGGAGAUAAGCACAUGAAGUUUGAAGUUAAUAUAUUUAAGGUUUGCUGUGUUUUCCCCCAAGAUACUGUUUAAUAUGCUUUCAGAUCUAAAUGUGUGCAAGCUAGUUUCCAGAGGAAAGCUUACAGUAUUAAAGUAAUGGUUCUGUUUCUGUCAUUGUGAUUGCUGUGUCCUUAAAAUAAACUUGUGUACAUGUCAACAA